Messenger RNA from Vigna umbellata (rice bean), 1109 nucleotides. RefSeq names its product basic endochitinase-like. The record is from RefSeq and is a predicted model, not a curated record. Gene Ontology annotation, biological process: carbohydrate metabolic process. Gene Ontology annotation, cellular component: extracellular region. Lineage: Eukaryota; Viridiplantae; Streptophyta; Magnoliopsida; Fabales; Fabaceae. Gene Ontology annotation, molecular function: chitinase activity.
AUGGGCAAUAAAACACCAAAAGUUUCAAUUUUCUUUCUCUUGAAUUUUCUUGCAUUGGUUUUUAGAACCAAUGCAGGAGGAGACACAGUGAUUUACUGGGGCCAGGACGAGAGAGAGGGCUCAUUAACCGAAACAUGCAAAUCUGGACUGUACAAAAUUGUGAACAUAGCGUUUCUUGCAAGAUUUGGCAGUGGGCGGGAACCCCAAAUCAACCUUGCAGGUCACUGCGAACCUGCAUCAAACGGUUGCAAAAUUUUGAGCACAGAGAUAAAGAAUUGCCAGAAGAGAGGCAUCAAGGUGAUCCUCUCAAUCGGAGGUGGUGAACCAGGGUACUCCUUGUCAUCCGCCGGAGAUGCUACAAACGUGGCAGAUUUCAUAUGGAACAACUUCUUGGGAGGGAAAUCUAGGACAAGACCAUUAGGUGAUGCAGUAUUGGAUGGUGUAGAUUUCGACAUUGAAGUUGGUGGUGGUGAAGCCUUCUACGCUGUGCUUGCAAGGAGACUCUCUCGGCACAGCAGAGGGGGCAGAAAAGUGUACUUAACAGCAGCACCGCAGUGUCCUUUCCCUGAUGAACACCAGAAUGGAGCACUGUCAACUGGGCUAUUUGACUUUGUUUGGGUUCAGUUUUACAACAACGAACAGUGUCAGUUUGACUCUGGUGACCCCAGCAAGUUUCAGAAUUCAUGGAAGCAGUGGGUCUCGUCCAUUAAGGCUAGGAAAAUUUAUUUGGGUCUUCCUGCAUCUCCAUCGGCAGCUGGUAGCGGUUUUGUACCAGCACAAACUGUGAUAAGGGAAGUGUUGCCUUUUAUCAAAAGAUCGCGCAAGUAUGGUGGGGUAAUGCUUUGGGAUAGGUCUGCUGAUAAGCAAACCGGAUUUUCCAGAACCAUCAAGGGCAGUGUUUGAGGUUUGAACAAAACCAACUUUCAACUUUAGGUCCUUCACUUGUGUUGAAUUCUGUUUCCUUGUAAAAGUAAUGAAAAGAUAUCCAAAUAAAAGAGGUAGAAGGUGUUGAUCAUGCUUGAAAAAGCUCAUUCAGUUUGAAACCAUGCACGUAAUGUUGCUAGUCUGUAAAAUUGUGUUGAUUCAAUUUCAUUGUAGAAAAGUUCCAU